AUUAUUUAGUGGACCGGAGUAAUUACUGCACAAUGCUUGUCGGGAAAUUAGUUAUGUAUUUAUUAUUUCCCAGCUUUUUGCUGGCCGAGUAUUGCAUAGAAACGAGAAAUAACAUUAUUAACGGCAAAAUUGAAACUUUAGAAGUAGAGAUAUGUUGCCCUGGCUAUGUCCGUGUUGAUUUUCACUCUCUCAUAUGUAAACUGAAUUGCACUGAGAGUUGUGGUAGUGAAAACUGCGUGAAGCCAAAUAUUUGCAGUUGCAACCCAGGCUACGAUAAUUUCAACCAUUUGAAAUCUAAUGGCUGCGUACCCAAAUGCAAGAUUGGAUGUGAGAAUGGCUAUUGUCCAUCCCCUGGUGAGUGUAAAUGCUACGAGGACUACGAGUUUGAUCAUGCAAGUGGUAACUGCCUUCCAAUCUGCGACAGUGGCUGUGUAAAUGGAUACUGCAAGUCGCCGGGAAUUUGUGAAUGCCUCACGGGAUACUCGAAAAAAACCGAGAGUAGUUGUUCACCAGUCUGCAGAGAUGGGUGUGUGAACGGAUUUUGCUCCGAUCCUGGAAAAUGUUCUUGCAAUGAUGGCUACUCUAAAGUGAAUGAGAGCAGUUGUGCUCCUGCCUGUAUAGAUGGAUGUCAGAACGGAUUAUGUACUGCUCCUGGGGAAUGCACCUGUAACGAUGGCUAUUCUAAAGUAACAGAGAACAGUUGUUCACCAGUAUGUAAAGAUGGUUGUGAGAACGGAUUCUGCUCUGCUCCUGGAGAAUGCUCCUGCAACGAUGGAUAUUCUAAAGUGAAUGAGAACAGCUGUGCUCCAGUCUGUAACAAUGGAUGUCAGAACGGAUUAUGUACUGCUCCUGAGGAAUGUUCCUGUUUCGCUGGCUAUUCUAAAAUAACAGAGAACAGUUGUUCACCAGUAUGUAAAGAUGGUUGUGAGAACGGAUUCUGCUCUGCUCCUGGAGAAUGCUCCUGCAACGAAGGAUAUUCUAAAGUAACAGAGAACAGCUGUGCUCCAGUCUGUAACAAUGGAUGUCAGAACGGAUUAUGUACUGCUCCUGAGGAAUGUUCCUGUUUCGCUGGCUAUUCUAAAAUAACAGAGAACAGUUGUUCACCAGUAUGUAAAGAUGGUUGUGAGAACGGAUUAUGUACUGCUCCUUUAAGAUGCUCCUGCAACGAUGGCUACUCAAAGAUCAGUGAGAGUAGAUGUGCUCCAGUCUGCAAAGAUGGGUGUGUGAACGGAUUCUGCUCUGCUCCUGGAGAAUGCUCCUGCAACGAAGGAUAUUCUAAAGUGAAUGAGAACAGCUGUGCUCCAGUCUGUAACAAUGGAUGUCAGAACGGAUUAUGUACUGCUCCUGAGGAAUGUUCCUGUUUCGCUGGCUAUUCUAAAAUAACAGAGAACAGUUGUUCACCAGUAUGUAAAGAUGGUUGUGAGAACGGAUUUUGCUCUGCUCCUUUAAGAUGCUCCUGCAACGAUGGCUACUCAAAGAUCAGUGAGAGUAGAUGUGCUCCAGUCUGCAAAGAUGGGUGUGUGAACGGAUUCUGCUCUGCUCCUGGAGAAUGCUCCUGCAACGAAGGAUAUUCUAAAGUGAAUGAGAACAGCUGUGCUCCAGUCUGUAACAAUGGAUGUCAGAAUGGAUUAUGUACUGCUCCUGAGGAAUGUUCCUGUUUCGCUGGCUAUUCUAAAAUAACAGAGAACAGUUGUUCACCAGUAUGUAAAGAUGGUUGUGAGAACGGAUUUUGCUCUGCUCCUUUAAGAUGCUCCUGCAACGAUGGCUACUCAAAGAUCAGUGAGAGUAAAUGUGCUCCAGUCUGCAAAGAUGGAUGUGUGAACGGAUUUUGCUCUGCUCCUGGAAAAUGUUCUUGCAAUGAUGGCUACUCUAAAACAACUGAGAUUAGUUGUUCUCCAAUUUGUAAAGAUGGAUGUGAGAACGGAUUUUGCUCUGCUCCUGGAGAAUGCUCCUGCAACGAUGGCUAUUCUAAAGUGAAUGAGGACAGCUGUGCUCCGAUUUGUGAUAGUGAAUGUAAGAACGGUCGUUGUUCUGCUCCGGGAGAAUGUACCUGUUUUGAAGGCUACACCAAGCAAAGUGAGCACAAUUGUUCUCCAGUUUGUAAAGAUGGAUGUGAGAACGGAGUCUGUGAGGCUCCCGAGGUGUGCAAUUGCAAUGAGGGUUACAGUAAAAUAAGUGAGAACAGCUGUGUGCCCCUAUGUGAUAGGGGAUGUCCUAAUGGUUAUUGUGAGUCCCCUAAUAAGUGUAGCUGCAAUGAGGGGUACAUUAAAAUAGAAAAUAUUUGCAUGUCUGAAAUGAGUGCUGAAAGUUCCAGUACAGCAAGAAAUGCGAAAACGGAAAUGCCUGUAAAUGGUGGAGAUAUCCAGAUGAAUGCAUGCAAACAAAGAUGUUGGAAUGGAACCUGCAUUGAUGGUAAAUGCAGUUGUAAUCCAAACUACAGAUUGACUGGAGAUGCAAACAACAUAACACAACUGCUUUGUCUGCCCGUGUGUGAGAGGGAGUGCAUCCACGGUUAUUGUGCAUCUCCAGAUGUAUGCAACUGCUUCGAUGGGACCAUCGCACAAGGAGGCUUUGAUUGUUCGAGCAUUGAGGGCAUAGAAAAUCCAGACGAAUUAAGCAGCAAAAAUGCAUUUAAAAAAUAUUGGUUAUUUGUGGUUUUAAUUUGCAUCGCUGUGAUUCUGGCGAUAAUAACUUGCUCUGGUUUAUACAUAUUCAAGGAACGCGUGUACAAUGUGGAAAGUACAGAAAAAAAAUGUGGUGUUCGUUUUUCGGGAAAUAAAGUCGAAAUGAUAUGGACCUGAGGCAUUAACUGAAGAGUAAUCCAUUAGUACUUACUUGGAUUAAUAAUCGCAUUAAUUGUAUUAUUACCUCAAUGAUUAAUUUGUUUUUCAUAAUUCCCAUAAACAAUUUGAAAAUUGUUGGUGUAAUUUAUGCAUUUACCUUUACCUCAAGAACUCUGAGCUAUUAUCAUAAAAAAUAGUUAUUUCAUCGCUUUAAAAUAAUAAUUGAUUUUUAACAUUAUUUAUUUAUUAAUAACAAUUAAUUUUCCGGAUAAUAAUACAAAUUCCGGUUUUUGCUUCGGAUUUGAAUAAAUUCUUGAUAACUUUUUGUAGUACUUUUAUAU
Messenger RNA from Drosophila grimshawi, 3124 nucleotides. Its product is annotated as multiple epidermal growth factor-like domains protein 11. NCBI's taxonomy places the organism in Eukaryota, Metazoa, Arthropoda, Insecta, Diptera, Drosophilidae. The record is from RefSeq and is a predicted model, not a curated record. Bases 33 to 2801 code for a protein of 922 amino acids. The transcript is spliced from 4 exons.